Amborella trichopoda is the source of this 1705-nucleotide messenger RNA. RefSeq names its product stearoyl-[acyl-carrier-protein] 9-desaturase 5, chloroplastic. NCBI's taxonomy places the organism in Eukaryota, Viridiplantae, Streptophyta, Magnoliopsida, Amborellales, Amborellaceae. Gene Ontology annotation, molecular function: stearoyl-[ACP] desaturase activity. The record is from RefSeq and is a predicted model, not a curated record. Gene Ontology annotation, biological process: fatty acid biosynthetic process. Gene Ontology annotation, cellular component: chloroplast stroma.
GACAUCUCUCUCUCCUCUCGUCUCUUCUGUAUUAUAAUGUGACUUUAUGUACUUGAAGACCAAAACUUGGCAGUGGCAGCGUUACGAAUUCCAGAGAGGAAAACAAAUGGAGAGAGACAAAGAGACCUCAAAUUCCAAUGAGUUCAUGGCGUUACUGGUUCCGGAUUUGAUUCUUAAACAAAUGCAGACCAAAAUAACCCUCUUUCCUUUAUUUCGGUUAUAAAUGCAUCUGUUUUCUUUCCUUUGAGCCUGCAUCUCUCCAUCUCCAUCUCCAUCUCUGUCUCUCUCUCAGGCUUUCUUUCCAUUGAGACUGCAUCAAGCUCUUUCUCUGUCUCUCGGGCCUUAAAUUGAAGAUGGCGAUGAAGAUCUCGCCUUCUCGACUGCCGCAGCACCCAACUGUAAGCACUCAACGAACAAGUCCUGGAUCUGCUAGAUUUCUCUUGAGAACUGCUGCACUCCGGUCCAAGGAUGUUGUAAUGACCGGAGAGAAGGUCAACCCUGGAAUCGAACAUCAUCAAGUGAAGCAAACAAUGCCCCCAGAGAAAAGGGAGAUUUUCGAAUCAAUCGAAGAUUGGGCGAAGACGAACAUCCUGGUUCACCUGAAACCCGUCGAGGAAUCAUGGCAACCACAAGAUUUCUUGCCUGACCCUUCCUCUGAGGGAUUUUUCGAAAGCGUAAAUGAAAUUCAAAAACAAUGCAGCGAAAUCCCUGAUGAUUACUUUGUUUGCUUGAUAGGAGAUAUGAUCACAGAGGAAGCGUUGCCCACAUAUCAAAGCAUGCUUAACAUUAAUGAUAUCACCAGAGAUGAAACCGGGUCGUCCCAAAGUUCCUGGGCAAUUUGGAGCCGGGCAUGGACAGCUGAAGAGAACAGGCACGGUGACCUUCUCAACAAGUAUCUCUACUUAUGUGGAAGGGUAAACAUGAGGCAGGUUGAGAAAACCAGUCAAUACUUGAUUGGGUCCGGAAUGGAUAUGGGCUUACCAACAGAUCCUUGUCAUAUCUAUAUUUACACAUCCUUCCAAGAGAGAGCAACAUUCAUAUCACAUAGACGCACAGCUAGGCAUGCCAAGAAGUUUGGGGACAAGAAACUAGCACAGCUUUGUGGAGCCAUCGCCUCGGACGAAAAACGCCAUGAAAUUGCUUAUGUUAAGAUAGUAGAGAAGCUGUUUGAGAUUGAUCCCAAUGGAACUCUCUUAGUGUUUGAGGACUUAAUGAGGAGGAAGAUAACCAUGCCUGGCAAUCUCAUGUAUGAUGGGCAAGAUGAAAACUUAUUCGAGCACUUCUCCUCAGUUGCUCAAAGACUCGAGAUUUAUACUGCAAACGAUUAUGCAGAUAUUCUUGAAUUCCUAAUUGAUAGGUGGAAUAUAGCGAAGAUAAAUUGUCAUACUAGUGAAAUGAGAAUAGCACAAGAUUAUAUUUGUAGCUUAGCCCCGAAAAUCAGAGGGUUGGCAGAGAGAGCUCAUGGGAAGGCAAAACAAGCAAAAUCGGUUCCUUUUAGUUGGAUAUUUGAUAGAGAAGUGAAGUUAUAGGAAGUACCACUGAUAAACAGAGGCCAUUGCAGAAUCCUUUGGUUUUCGAUCCUUCUCUUCACCGUAGAAGGGCACAAUAAUGUUUAGCAGUCUGUGUUUGGUUCAUGUUGGAUGUUGGAUGUUGGAUGUUCAUCAGUGUUAGCUCCUGGAAAGAUAAAAUCAAGUGCUUAUUUUCA